Molecule: messenger RNA, 1389 nt
Organism: Chaetomium strumarium
Lineage: Eukaryota; Fungi; Ascomycota; Sordariomycetes; Sordariales; Chaetomiaceae
Product: hepatocellular carcinoma-associated antigen 59-domain-containing protein
Exons: 3
Coding region: 79-1254 (391 amino acids)
Biological process (GO): mRNA splicing, via spliceosome
Cellular component (GO): spliceosomal complex
Source: RefSeq, a predicted model, not a curated record
CUGGGCUGGCACCUUCGCAAGUUCGAAACGCAACCGAACCCCUCAUCACAAACAAGCAGCGAAGCACUCAACCCCAACAUGGCAACAAUCAAUGCAGAACCAGAUGCGCUACCUCAAGUGGUAUUUCGACCCGGAAAGAAAAGAAAGAUGUAUCGGCAGCGGGCGGAUGAGCCAGAUGAGAGGACGAGCGGCAUUGAGCUCGGCGACGGUAACGGUGGGACCGCGCCCGAGGAUAGCGCUGCCGCACACGACACCGCAAACCCGCCUGCCGAAGAGGACGAUGGCGAACAAGGACUUUCAGUCGCGGAGGUGCUACGUCUACGGAACUCCCGGAAGCACAGGCCUGGCGGCGUCGGUUUCAGGGCUGGACCGUCCUUUCCCGGUGACAGCAAGGUGAUAAGCGAGGAGAACACAGAGCAGAGCAUGGUUCUGCACGGUAACACGGAUGCGCAACAAGCAGCUGAAGUAGCUGUCAUCGGUGGCAUCUCGAAGCGAUUUGCCCCGCAGACGGGGCUGGUUGGCGAGGUGGUCAAUAAGCACAUGGAGGAGUACGUAGAAUCCGAGUUGGCUAGACGAAAGCGGCACGCCGCAGAAGCCGCCGCCGCCGCCGCACUGCUGGAGCAACAGGACCAACAAAGGCGCCAGGACAGCAGCACUACGGCUAUGAGCGAUGAUCAGCAAGACCCAAGCUUUGCGGUUACCGGCGGUCACUCCGACUCCCAGCGAGUGCUGCAGGGUCGGCUUCUCGAAGUCGACCUCGGCGAAGAGGCUCGAGCGCGGACCGCCGAGAUGACUGAGCGCGCGAGGAGACGGCUGCAAGGCCAAAUCGACGAGGAAGAGCAGGAAGAGGGCAAAGGGCGAGCCAGAAAGGUCCGCCUUGGGCGGGACGGCAAACCCUUGCGGUCACGGAACCGCCGUGGAAGCGACACAAUCAGACGGGAGCAGCUUGUCGAAGAGUUUUUGAGCGAAAACAGACUCGACAUCUACGAUACGCAAUCAGACCAGGCUGCUAAUCCGGCUGCCCCGGAAGCGGAGGAAGGUGCUGCCGACGACCGGAUUGCCGAGGAGUUCCGGCGAGAGUUUAUGGAAGCGAUGGCGCAAAGGCACCGGAGGAGAAGGGCGCCCCCCGCCAAACCGGGGGCCAAGAAGCAGGAAGAGAUCCUCAGAGGUCCGAAGCUGGGCGGCAGUCGGAACGCGAGAGCAGCUAUGCGGGAUCUGUUGCUCAAGGAGCAGGCGAGCAAGCAAAGACGAUGAGGCUCAGGAUAGGGCGGGGCGGAAUAUUGGAAUUCGUGGUUUGCGCCGGCUUGUUUGGAUUUACACACCUUAUAGUAUCAUGACACUGGUUACGAUCUCUCAAGCUGUUCAGGGUAUAGCGUCAACAACAUGGCU